Vicugna pacos (alpaca) is the source of this 1718-nucleotide messenger RNA. Its product is annotated as olfactory receptor 5P55-like. Gene Ontology annotation, biological process: G protein-coupled receptor signaling pathway. Gene Ontology annotation, molecular function: olfactory receptor activity; G protein-coupled receptor activity. NCBI's taxonomy places the organism in Eukaryota, Metazoa, Chordata, Mammalia, Artiodactyla, Camelidae. The record is from RefSeq and is a predicted model, not a curated record. Gene Ontology annotation, cellular component: membrane.
UUGGUUUGGAGAGACCUAAGGACGUUCCAAGAGGAAAACAUAGAAUUUGUAAAGACAAAGACAUUUGCAAUAACAUGAUAUGUUUGUAGAAGUAAGUUGUUCAGAAUUGCUAGUGGGUAAACUGAGAGUGGGGUACAUUGAAGGGAUGCAUAGUGGACAUCUGGCAGGUUAAAGGGUUUAGACAUUAUCUCGAGGGGGACAGAGGGACACUUAGCACGUAAGCAUGAUUGUGACCUGCUGGGACUGAUGUGGGAUUUGGGGAGCCAUCUGCCACUCAGAGAUGGAUGUGACUUUUCAGUUGCAGGGGCCAUUAAAGGCUACCUCUCUGAUGAGAAUGUUAACUUUCUUGUUUCUCCUCCUCUUCCUCAUUGUCAUGAAAACACAGCAGCAGAAUGGCCUUGGGACAGAAUCACACCACAGUGACGAGGUUCAUCCUGCUGGGCUUCACAGACCAGGCAGACCAAAAACAACUCCUCUUUGUCGUCUUCCUGCUGAUCUACGCGGUGACCCUGGUGGGGAACCUGGGCCUGAUAGAUGUGAUCCGCGCCUGCUCCACCCUCCACACCCCCAUGUACUUCCUCCUGAGCGCGCUCUCCUUCCUUGACAUCUGCAAUUCCUCUGUGUUCACCCCCAGGCUGCUGGUCAGCUUCCUCUCUGCUGACCAGUCCAUCUCCUUUGUGGGCUGUGUGGUCCAGAUGGCCCUCAUGGUCCUCCACGGCACAGAGGAGUGUCUGCUCCUGGCCAUCAUGGCCUAUGGCCGAUUCGUGGCCAUCUGCCACCCUCUCCUCUACCACACCAUCAUGUCCAAGCACUUGUGUGUCCGGCUGGUGGUGGUUACCUAUGCUGUGGGGGUGUUCAUUUCAGCACUGCAGACGGGGAAUGCCUUCAUCUUGCCCUUCUGUGGCCCCAACAUCAUUGAUCACUACUUCUGUGACAUCCCCCUACUCCGGCUGGCCUGCUCAGACACCACUGUGGCCAAUGUCAUCUUGCUCUUCUUUUCUGCCUUGAUCACUGUCCCCACAAUCUCAGUCAUCUUGGUCUCUUAUGCCUACAUCCUGGUCACAAUCUGCAGGAUGAGGUCCCUGGAUGCCCAGCGUAAGGCCUUCUCCACCUGUGCCUCCCACCUGACAGCCCUCUCCCUUUUCUAUGGGUCCGUGUUCCUUGUAUAUGUCCAACCCAACCCUGAAAGAGCUUCAGCCUAUAACAAGAUCCUGUCUGUGUUCUACACCAUCGUGAUUCCCAUGCUGAACCCGCUGGUCUACAGCCUGAGGAAUAAAGAUGUUAAAGCCGCUGUGCAAGGCCAAGGAGACAGAGAGAACCAGGAAACAGAGAAGAGCGUGCUCAUUCCUCCUUCAUCGCCCUGUCACAAGAGUUGCGCUCAGACAUCUGGCCCAAAUGUGGGUCACUGCCCUGGCUGCCCCGGCACCGAGUCCCCGCAGCGGAGCUCCUCAGGGAAGCCAGAGUUCUCACUCAGCGGGGCUCUCACUCACAUAUUAGCUAAAGGCUCCCAAUCCACCGGGGACCAGUGGUUCCGGCUCACGGGCCGCCCUUCUGCCACGGGGCUGCCAGCUGCUCACACAUAUGAUAAAGGCGAAAGAACCCACCUCAGGGCUGCAGUCGAGCUGCUUCCUCAUUCCUUCCCGUUGCUCAAGGUGGUUCUGCAUUUCAAGGAAGAAUCUUCCCGCUGCAGGAAGCACAAGUUAGAAGACUCCUGCUAG